CUUUGUCACCAUCCACACACCCUGAGAUUUUUUUCCUAAUAUCACACGUUUCAGGCGGUCCACAGUCUUCAAGAAAUCUCCAGAUCUCACGUUCCAAUCGUGAAACUACUAGUCGGGAGAAAUCACACACCGAUGAAAAAUCAAGUUAAUAUUUUUUCUAAAUGCACGCACAGAAAUAGGAAAAUAAAAUAAUCUUGUGAGAAAAAGCCAAGAUGCUUAAAAUAAUUUAUUCGUGGGGCUGAAAUCUUUACUUCACUGACUGUGAAGUCGAAUUGGAAAACAUCCGAGGCAUCAUAACUAUGCAGAAUUGAGUUUACAGUCUUUUUUCAUGGCCUCAGUAAGAUUAUUUCAGUGUUGGAAUCGUCUGCCAGUUCAGUACAACAAUGAGCAGUUGCAAUUUGGCCCUUUCAGAGUAUGCCCAGGCAAAAGUCGAAUAUGCUUUAUGCCAUACGAGGGUUUUGGAUCGCCAAAUGGCAGCGUCUCUUUCACGCGAGGUUCGAUUCGCUCUUUGAGUGCGGGCGUCUUGCCUUCCGAAAGAGUGGAGAAAAUGGGAUCACAGCGUGGAGAGGGCAAUAUGGUGCUUCAAAUCAGGUUGGAUCAUCAAGUUCGUUUUGGUGAACAUCAUGCUAUUUUUGGAUCAACACAAACCUUGGGAUCUUGGAAGAAGAAGCUGAUGAUGUCAUGGACCGAGUCUGGAUGGAUUUUGGAUCUGGAAACUAGAGGCGGGGAGAGAGUGGAGUUCAAAUUUGUGAUUGUUGGAAAAGAUGGAAAACUAAAAUGGGAAGGGGGCAAUAACCGGGUUUUAGAAUUUCCUAAGGAAGGAAGUUAUGAAAUUGUAUGUCACUGGGAUAAGACACAAGAAGCUUUGAAUUUGCAAAGAACAGAUCGUGUAGUAGCGGCAUCAAAGACUUUGGAUGUAAAAAAGGAAGUAAAUUUGGGAAAUGGCAGGCCUGCAGUUGAUAUUUAUAAGAAAAAUGGCGAGGCCAGUCCCUUUGUUCAAGGAUGGCAAGGUAAGGAGAUCAGUUUUAUGAGGUCUAAUGAGCAUACCAACAGAGAAAGGGAAAGGAGCUGGAAUACUUCAGGUUUAGAGGGAUCAGCUAAAAAGCUGGUGGAAGGCGACCAGAAUUCAAGGAAUUGGUGGCGCAAGCUAGAAGUUGUGCGUGACCUUUUGACAAGUGAAAUGGGAAAGACAACUCGCUUGGAGACACUUAUUAAUGUUGCAAUCUACCUAAAGUGGAUUAACACAGGUCAAAUUCCCUGCUAUGAGGAUGGAGGCCAUCACAGGCCAAACAGACAUGCUGAAAUAUCUAGACUUAUUUUUCGUGAGCUGGAAAGGAUUUCGACAGAGUCGAGUACAACAGCUAAGGAAAUUCUUGUGAUUCGGAAGGUGCAUCCUUGCUUGCCUUCUUUCAAGUCAGAAUUUACUGCAUCUGUUCCAUUGACACGCAUAAGAGAUAUUGCCCAUCGGAAUGAUAUUCCUCAUGACCUAAAGCAAGAAAUCAAGCAUACAAUACAAAACAAGCUUCAUCGUAAUGCUGGUCCAGAAGAUCUGAUUGCAACAGAGGCAAUGCUUGCAAGAAUAACGAGGAAACCAGGAGAGUAUAAUGAAGCAUUUGUGGAGCAAUUCAAGAUUUUCUUCAAUGAGCUGAAAGACUUUUUCAAUGCUGGAAGUCUUACUGAACAACUUGAAUCAAUCCAAGCAUCAUUGGAUGAACAAAGUGUGUCGACUUUAAGAGUUUUUCUUGAUUCCAAAAAGAGAAUGGAUGAUGCAGAACUGUCAACCAAUGGUUCUCCAGGUACUGGUACAGAACAGUUGAUUAGGACUUUACAUUCUCUAACAGGAUUGAGAGCAAUGCUUGUGAAAGGCCUUGAAAGUGGCCUGAGGAAUGAUGCGUCUGACACUGCCAUUGCCACCCGUCAAAAGUGGCGGCUCUCUGAAAUUGGCCUGGAAGACUACUCGUUUGUCCUUUUGAGCAGGUUUGUGAAUGCUCUAGAAAGUGGAGGAGGACCAUCUUGGCUUGCUCGAGAAGCAAGAUUUAGAAAUGCAUCUAGCUGGGAUCAUCCUGUAGGAGCACUUGUGACUGGGAUUCGUCAACUUGGGCUUUCUGGUUGGCAGCAAAAAGAGUGUAUAGCAAUUGAAAAUGAGUUGCAAACCUGGCAAAAGAUGGGAAUUUCUGAAACAGAAGGAAAGGAGGAUGGUAUCACUAUCUGGGCAUUGAGACUCAAGGCUACAUUGGACAGAGCACGAAGACUUGCUGAAGCCUAUUCAGAUUCUCUUCUACAACUUUUCCCUGAAAGAGUUCAGAAACUAGGAAAUAGUUUUGGAGUCCCAGAGAACACAGUGAGAACUUACACAGAAGCUGAAAUUCGUGCAAGUGUUGUUUUCCAGGUUUCCAAACUUUGCUCUCUACUAUUGAAGGCAGUGCGAUCUUUAUCAGGGGGUCAUGGUUGGGACACUUUAGUUCCUGGAAAGGCUAUUGGCACUCUAGUAGAGGUAGAGAGAAUUGUUCCAGGUUCUUUGCCUGGAGCUCAUGCAGGACCAGUUAUUCUGCUUGUCAAAAAAGCUGAUGGUGACGAGGAGGUAAAGGCAGCAGGAGAAAACAUUGUAGGAGUUGUACUUUUGCAUGAAAUGCCUCAUUUAUCACAUCUAGGUGUGAGGGCACGACAAGAAAAUGUGGUCUUUGUGACAUGUGAAGAUGAAGAAAAAAUUGUUGAACUUCACAAACUUACUAGAAAAUCUGUCAAGUUGGAAGCUUCAGCUGAGGCUGUAAAUGUAUUGGCAUCAUCUUCCUCCGAUAGGCAGAAAGAGGUAGUAACUGUGGGUGACAAAUUCACUGAACUUCAUUCUACCAAAUCACCCAAAACACGUUCAUUUUUUCAAAACCAGGUAGUUGCAAGUCCUGGAGGUGUCAUGCUAGAUCUUUCUAAAGCUGAUAUUGACAGAGCUGGUGCAAAGGCUGCUUCUUGUGGGAAGCUAGCAACAUUAGCUGACCUCAGUAGGAAAGUCUAUAGUGACCAGGGUAUUCCUGCAUCAUUCUGUGUGCCAGAAGGGAGAGUUAUACCUUUUGGGGCCAUGGAGUCCUCCCUUGAAGCUAGUAAAUCUUUGGAAAAGUUCCAAUUGCUUCUUGAAAAGGUUCAAAAUGCAAAAGUAGAAGGGGGCGAGUUGGAUCACUUAUGCUCUGAAUUGCAAGCAUUAGUUGCAGCUCAAAAACCACCAAAGUCCAUCAUAGAAAACAUUGCUAAAUGUUUCCCAUCGGAUGCAAGGCUCAUUGUUAGAUCAAGUGCUAAUGUUGAGGAUUUGGCUGGUAUGUCUGGAGCUGGUCUUUAUGACUCUAUACCAAAUGUAAGGGCUUCAAACCCAGAGGUAUUUGCAAGUGCAGUUGCACGUGUCUGGGCAUCAUUGUACACUCGGAGGGCCGUUCUUAGUCGAAGAAUUGCUGGCGUGCCACAAAGACAAGCAUCUAUGGCUGUCUUGGUCCAGGAAAUGCUCUCUCCUCAACUUUCCUUUGUAUUGCACACUGUUAGUCCUAUUGAUCGGGAUGAUAAAGUAGUGCAAGCAGAAAUUGCUGCAGGAUUAGGUGAAACACUUGCAUCUGGUACUAGGGGAACACCUUGGCGUCUAGCUGCCAAUAAAUUUGAUGGAAAGGUAAAAACAUUAGCCUUUGCGAAUUUCAGUGAGGAACUAGUGGUAAUAGCUGGUGGCCCUGCUGAUGGCAAAGUUAUGGGGUUAACUGUUGACUAUACUAAAAAGCCUCUUUCUGUGGAUCCAAUUUUUCGCCAUCAAUUUGGGCAGCGAUUGGCCACAACAGGAUUCUUUCUAGAGCAGAAAUUUGGUUGCCCUCAGGAUGUAGAGGGAUGCUUAGUAGGUAAUGAUAUCUAUAUUGUUCAGACACGGCCCCAACCCUGAGGAAUUGCAUGCCCUCAUAUGGUUCUUGUUUUGACAAUAAAUGGAACAGGAUAUUACAUUAUUUCCAUGCCAAUAUAAUUGCACUAUAUAUUUUCUUGA
Cryptomeria japonica (Japanese cedar) is the source of this 4006-nucleotide messenger RNA. RefSeq names its product phosphoglucan, water dikinase, chloroplastic. Gene Ontology annotation, biological process: phosphorylation. Gene Ontology annotation, molecular function: starch binding; kinase activity; ATP binding. Lineage: Eukaryota; Viridiplantae; Streptophyta; Pinopsida; Cupressales; Cupressaceae. The record is from RefSeq and is a predicted model, not a curated record. The transcript is spliced from 19 exons. The coding region runs from base 329 to 3907 and encodes 1192 amino acids.